Symbiodinium pilosum is the source of this 554-nucleotide messenger RNA. NCBI's taxonomy places the organism in Eukaryota, Dinophyceae, Suessiales, Symbiodiniaceae. The record is from the annotation of a GenBank genome assembly.
GUGAUGGCCAUGCUAACAGCUGCGAUGUACACUGCGUAUCACAUCUUCACCCAUGGAGACACUCUCUUGGCGGAUCUUACCAGAAAUGAGACCUUUGUGCUUGGUGUGGCCUAUGUCUUCCAGCUGCAUAUCGUCUUUCUCUGCUGGAUAAGCUGGAAGCGAGGCAAAAAGCAUCAACUGCUCAUUGACUCCAAGUUUGCAGAGGCAGCGAUUGAAGCCGUCGUCUCCUCGUUGGUCCAGACCUAUGCGGUAAUCUUUGGUGCGCGCACCCUGACACACUACCAGCAGCUAACCUUGUACCUUUCCAUCCUUGGCUCCCUGGCAUCCAUCUCCAAUGCCUUCACCCUCUUUGAUUCCCCCAGCGGCAUUGAUCAAGCACCAGGCAAUGAGACCUCACCAGUCAGUCCCAAACUUCUCCUGGUCAACUUGUUCCGGCUAUGUGAGUUGACGAAUAAGAUCACAGGACUCUCCCUGUUUCAGCUGGCAUUCCGGCCCUAUGGUGGAUGCUUCGCUGCUGCUGCAAGCUACCUGUCCCUGACGGUGUCCAUUUGGCU